AUGCAGCCUCAGUUUAAUACUCUUGUAAUAGCAGGCGCCAGCGGCUCAGGUAAGUCCACCAUCGUGAGGCACUUACUUCACAGAUAUCCUCAUAAGUUUACUAUUUCUGUCUCAUACACAACACGAACGCCCAGAGAAAACGAGAGAGAUGGAAAGGACUACUUUUUCAUAACGCGCGAUAAGUUUAUGGAGAAGGUUAAAAACAACGAGUUUAUUGAGUAUGCUGAGUAUGCUGAAAAUUACUAUGGAACUGGCAUAGAGUACAAGACACCUCAGCCUGGAAAGAUACUUCUGCUAGAAAUAGAAAAAAAGGGUGUAAAAAGCAUAAAAGAGUCUGGGAUAAAUGCUGUUUAUGUCUUUAUAUAUGCCCCCAUGUCUAUUCUCCACGAAAGAAUUUCACAAAGAGCAAUAAUAACACAGGAUGAGCUAAGCAAGCGGCUGAUGAAGGCUAAAGAGGAGAACUUCUAUGGGCAUAGCAGCGAGUUUGACAAGCUAAUUAAUAAUACCCUUUUGGAUAGCGCUAUUAAGGAGAUGGAGGCAUUUAUUAAGUCAGUCUUUGGUUUUGUGUAA
This is a messenger RNA of Nematocida ausubeli, 570 nucleotides long. RefSeq lists its product as uncharacterized. Gene Ontology annotation, cellular component: cytosol. Bases 1 to 570 code for a protein of 189 amino acids. Gene Ontology annotation, molecular function: GMP kinase activity. Gene Ontology annotation, biological process: purine nucleotide metabolic process. NCBI's taxonomy places the organism in Eukaryota, Fungi, Microsporidia. The transcript has a single exon. The record is from RefSeq and is a predicted model, not a curated record.